Prosopis cineraria is the source of this 3716-nucleotide messenger RNA. RefSeq lists its product as uncharacterized. Bases 1177 to 3276 code for a protein of 699 amino acids. The record is from RefSeq and is a predicted model, not a curated record. The transcript has 2 exons. Lineage: Eukaryota; Viridiplantae; Streptophyta; Magnoliopsida; Fabales; Fabaceae.
UGGUUCUUCUUCAUCUCCUCCUCUUCCGGAACCCUAAAUUCUCUUUCCGUUGACACUCCUUUUGACGCAAUUUGACUUCACUCAUACCGCGAUCAACUCGGCUCACUCCACAUUAUCUUCGGCUACCUGCUGUCGUUAAUUUGCUUCUUUUCAAAACUCUCGCCAUCAAUUUUUGUGGGUUUGUUUGAAUUGAACUUGUCCUGCAUUCUCCGGCUUUUCUUCUAGAAUUAGAAACUACCCUAGAUACUGAAUUUGAGUCCAUCUCUAUUUGUUCUGUAAUUAAGUUGGCUGGGUAUUUUGGGCCGUGAUGCUUUUGGUUUCUAUUUAGACUCGGACAGUAUUACAGAAGGUUGAUAAUUUCCUGCUUGGGAUUAUCAGCAUGGAACAUCUCUUUUAUGUUGGCAUAAGAAAGGCUUCUUUACUUUCGGGAAUUUGGCUUUGUGCGAUAAUAAUCCUAUUUGUGAAUGUCGAAAAUCCUGUGUCUGCAAUCCCUAUGCACCGUUUGUGUUUCUUUCUUGUCCGAAAAGGGAAUAAGAAACUCAAGUCAACAAGAUAUCGAGUGUAACAAUUUAAAAGAGGCCACUGAAUUCCGAGUCGUAUAUUUGAGUCCACUAUUUUCAGUUGAUAGCUAUGCGGCUCAUAGUUUGUUUGCCGAAGUGAGCAGAUAGCAUGAUGUCCAAAGGAUUUUUCUUUUGCACUUUUAGGGUGUUGACUGUUGAGAUUGUCUCAUCCCCUGUCUACUCUAAGUUUAUUACUUCUAUCACUCUGCCAUUUGAAAUUUCAUGAUAUACAAUAUUGUUUAACAAUAAGUGGCAACGAGGAUUGUAUGGUAGUUAAUUUCUUCUACUUCCUGCUAAUGCCCUUGUGUAUAUGUCUCUGAUUUGAUGUACUGCACGUGCAGAAUGAUUAGUAGACUGGGGUGGAAUGAUUGGUAAGUAAUUGAAGCUGUGGGAAAAAAAUGGUUGAUAUUUCUUGUUGUGAUAAUAGACGUAGGUAUGGUGUCAUGUUUUCCUCUACCUAAACACACUAUUCUCUCACCAACAACAGUUGAUUCAAGUGGUUUCACACUUGUCUCUCCUAAGUAUGGUCUUGGGUUUAAGGAUGGAGAAGAUUACGUUGGGAGAGUUUUGCACUCAUGUGGUCUGACAUCACUCAAUUUGUAUUAGCUGGAGCCUAAUGUGGCUUCUAGAAGCCGGUAUAUCCCCUGACCAAGAAUCUGUCGGGUCUGGGACAAAGAGGUCUAGUGCAUCAUCAGGCAGUAGGCCUCGGAAUCAGAAGGAGUUCUUCUAUAAAUUUCUUGAGAGUGACAGCCUGACUGAAAAACUUGUUGACUGGUUUGAAUCUCUGGCAGAAAAAUGUGCACCAAAACAGCACGCCUUUGAUGUUCCAUUUGAGCUGAUAGAACUACAAAAAUUUGAUUAUGCACUGGAAGGCAUUUCAUUUCAACAACUAAUACGCAUGCCUAAUGCUGUCCAUGCUUCUACAUCUGAUACUGUUGAAGCUACAGCUUAUCUUGCUAUUGAAGAUUUUCUGCAUGCAAGUGUGAAGGGUUUAUGGGAGGCUUUUUGGAGUCCAGAUGAACCCAUGCCUUUUUCAGUGGCCUGUCUGUAUAAUUCUAACAUGAAAUUUUAUCAGGCUGAGAAGGCAAUUGCUAAUGGAAGGCUUGGAGGUCUUUGUGCUACAGGUAUACUACUCAAUAAUCCUAGACAUCCCCAUGGAAAAUGGGAUCAUGUCCUUGAAUUAACUCUUCUAAGGCCUGAUAUCAGAAGUCUUGAGGGUGGGGACUGCUGGCCAUCUUCAUCAGUUAUUGGGGAUGCUCUUUUUUGUGCUCUCCGCAUGCUACUGGCAAGAAGUUUGAGCAGACUGAGUUUCUUUGAGGAUCCAAACACAGUCUUUGUUGUUCUAGUUGAUUCUCAAUAUGGGGGAGUUGUAAAGGUUGAAGGAGAUGUAAAUAAACUAAAUUUUGAUACAAACAAUGUUUAUGAAUGUGCUGCUGAAUGGGUCAAAAAUCAUUCAAGAAUUGCUGUUUCUCCAAUUGAUAGAAUCUGGAACAAACUCGGAAAUGCAAACUGGGGGGACAUUGGUGCUCUACAGGUGCUGUUUGCAACCUUUCACUGUAUAAUGCAGUAUGCUGGACAGCCCAAGCACUCUAUUGAGGAUUUAGCUGCUGAUCACAGUUUGCGCCUCCAAACAAGAAGAGUGGAUAGGCAGUUAGGGGAUACUAGUGUGAAUGAAAAUGGUCUAUUUCGACAUCAGCAGAGAAGUAUUUCCCCUGAAAUUGUUGAAGUUCAUGAAGAUUCUGUGAAAGUUGAGCCCAAAGAUUCGAUGAAGUUAGAAGUAGGAUCUGUGUUAUGGCUGGAGGAUUCAGAUUGGCAAAAGGGUUAUCAGAUAAAAGAAGUCAUCAGCACUGGUGAAUUGACAUAUUACAUUGCAUCGCAUGUUGAGGAGCCAGGAAAAAAUCUUUUUCUGUACGUCGGUUGCCAUCUUCUGGAACCAGCAUGGGAAGAUAUGAAUUUGUGGUAUCAUGUUCAGAGGCAGACAAAGGUAUUGACAGUAAUGAAGCAGAAGGGUCUUUCAAGCAAAUAUAUUCCUCAACUGAGUGCUUCUGGUAGGAUUAUUCACCCUGGUCAGUGUCGAAGACCAAGCUCGGGUGGAAAUUGUGACCAUCCUUGGUGUGGGACUCCAAUUCUUGUGACUAGUCCUGUUGGUGUGACAGUUGCUGAAAUGGUGAGCAAAGGUCAAUUUGGUUCAGACGAGGCUAUCAGAUGUUGCCAUGACUGCUUAUCAGCACUCUCAACUGCUGCUUCUGCUGGAAUUCGACAUGGGGACAUUAGGCCUGAGAAUGUAAUUUGUGUGAAGUCUGGUGUGAGGCAUCCUUAUUUUGCUCUGAUUGGUUGGGGGCAUGCAAUUCUUGAAGACAGGGAUCGCCCUGCCAUGAAUCUUCAUUUCUCAUCAACUUAUGCACUUCAGGAAGGAAAACUGUGCUCGGCUUCAGAUGCAGAAAGCCUAGUCUAUAUGCUUUAUUAUUCAUGUGGUGGGGCCUAUCCUGAAUUAGAUUCAGUUGAGGGAGCACUGCAAUGGAGAGAGACGUCGUGGUCAAGGAGAUUAAUUCAGCAAAAGCUUGGUGAUAUCUCCACAGUGCUGAAGGCUUUUGCUGACUAUGUUGACAGUCUAUGUGGGACACCAUAUCCCAUGGACUAUGAUAUAUGGCUGAGAAGGUUGAGGAGAAGUAUUCAUGAUGGAGAUCAUGGAAAGGAAAUUGAUCCAACGGGCUAGGUUUUCUAAAUGCGUCCAACUCCAGGGACGAUCGCUCUUGAUCAUCUAUGACAUGUUUCUCAUUGCAAGGAUUGCAUUUUUGGGGUGGUAAAUAAAACUUGGAAACCAAUGGUUUAAUACUUUAAUCACAUAAAUCUGAUUGGAGGCAUUUGAGGAGCAUGGGAUGGUACUCUGAACUUGGUAUACAAUGCCUCGGCCCGUUGAGGAGCUAAAGUGUCGUGACCUUUUUUUUCCCCUUUUACAAUUUUCUCAAGAGAUUCCUACCAAUGUAAGCUAUAUUGAUAACAAUAUUCCUUUUGUAAAGAUAAUAGCUCUUCUGGAAUGCCCUGGUGGUUCAAGACUGGUCUGAGUGAUCAAUUGUGCGCUGGGCAUAAUCAUUUUCUGUAAAUUGGUUGGUUUGGUGUUAUUGGGAGUUUCAGAUCAAGCCGCUUAAACCGUCA